Messenger RNA from Dromaius novaehollandiae (emu), 5382 nucleotides. It is a transcript of the gene DEPDC1, whose product is annotated as DEP domain containing 1. Gene Ontology annotation, cellular component: nucleus; transcription repressor complex. The coding region runs from base 106 to 2562 and encodes 818 amino acids. The transcript has 12 exons. NCBI's taxonomy places the organism in Eukaryota, Metazoa, Chordata, Aves, Casuariiformes, Dromaiidae. The record is from RefSeq and is a predicted model, not a curated record. Gene Ontology annotation, biological process: intracellular signal transduction.
CACCCGGCUCGUCCAAUCGGCUGGCGCCGCCGGCUCGCGCAGGGAAUUCAAACCGCUGUUAGGCGGCGACGGUUGGCCGGGACGGGAGGGGCUCCGCGGAGCGCCAUGGAGAGUCGCCCGGCGGCCCCGGGGCCCUACCGCGCCACCCAGCUGUGGAAUGAAGUUACUAAACAUUUCCAAGCAGGGAUGCCAUUAAGGAAACACAGGCAACAUUUCAGAAAACAUGGAAGUUGUUUUACUGCAUCAGAAGCAAUAGACUGGCUUCAUGAAGUAUUAAAGAAUAAUAGUAACUUUGGUCCAGAAGUUACUAGGCAACAGACCAUUCAGUUAUUAAGAAAGUUCCUCAAGAAUCAUGUAAUUGAGGAUAUAAAAGGAAGAUGGGGAUCAGAAAAUUUAGAAGAUAAUGGUGGCCUGUACAGAUUUCCUUCAACCUCUCCAGUUAAACCUCUACCAACCUGGUGUCCACCAAAGGAGAACUCGGAAAACUUCUCUAGAGACAAAGAAAAGCUUUUUAAAUUGCCACAUCUAUCCAGGAGAAAUCUUAAAAAAACGGAAUUACUGGAGUCUCUGGAAAACUUAGAAAAAACAAAACCAGAUAUAGAGGAAAACAAGGAAGGCUCCCUGCACAGAAAGGAAAUAAGCCAGGAAUAUGUACAAGAAAUUUGGAGAAAUAUCAUUAUGAUACAUUUGCAAACCAUUUUAGGCCUCCCAUCUUUGGAAGAAGUUUUGCAGCCAACACAGAUAAUUCCCGAGUAUGUCAUAUACAAUAUGACUAACACAAGUAAACAUGGUGUUGUUAUUUUGCAGAACAAAUCAGAAGACCUCCCUCACUGGGUGUUGUCAGCUAUGAAGUGCCUCGCAUACUGGCCUAGAAAUAAUGACAUGAGCCAACCAACUUACAGUGGGUUUGAACGAGAUGUAUUCAGAACAGUUGCUGAUUACUUUCUCGGUCUCCCUGAACCGUUACUUACUUUUGAGUACUAUGAACUUUUUGUAAAUAUUUUAGUUAUGUGUGGCUACAUCACAAUUCCAGAUAUAUGCAGUGGAAAACAUUCUGUCCAAGAUGAGACAUGUAAUCCACAACCUUCAAAAAUUCUUCACUUGAACUCUUUCAAGUCAACUGAAUGUCUUCUUCUAAGCCUACUUCGCAAAGACCCCGAGAAAAAAAAGAAAGAAUAUGAAACUUCGAGGAAGUCUUUUCCAGAAGAGCUAACUGUUCAGAAGGGAUGUGCAAAGAAAUUGUAUCCACAUAAAUUGACAUGUAAACCAGGCAGUGUUGAUAAUCUAAUAGGAGGAAGUUGUCAAAAUCUUUCUGGUUUAAAGAAUGAGCAGGAUGUACCCCUAAAAUUUAGGACGAGAUGUUACUCUUUGGAAAGAAUUGGAGAUGCUACCUCCAGCUUAUGUAAUAAAGGAGAAUCAAAUUCCUUCAGGCAGACUGGUGUGAACAUAGUCCUGGGCACUAGAAAUGAAAACCAACCACUACCCUAUGAAUAUAAAAAUAAAUCUAUGUUGGAACUUGGUUUUGAUAAUAUGUAUCAAAAACAAACUUGUGGUAUCAAGAGAGUGUCUGCAUCAACUAUUCAGGAUAAAGAGCUAUUUAAUGAAAAUCACAGAUUAAAGCAAAUAUGCAGGUCUCGAAGUUUACUUGUGAAAAGAAACUCCAAAAGUUGUGCUAGCAUUAACAUACCAGUUGCUGAAAUCACUGUAAAACCACAGUCUGGACUUUGUGGGCAAAGAAAUCCAAGUACCUCUGGUGUGGCUACUUCAAUGGAGAUCAAGACUGAGGUUUCUGAUAUCACCAUCAAUAAAAGACUCUGCAAGAGUACCGUAGAACUUUCAGAAUAUUCUUGCACUCAUGAUACUUAUGUGUUGGCUGGCACGCAAAAUCUCCUUCAGCCUCAUUUAGAAAGGAUUGCUAUUGAAGCACUACAGAUAUGCUGUUUAUUGCUUCCACCUCCAAAUCGUAGAAAGAUGCAGCUCCUGAUGCGUAUGAUCUCUCGGAUCAGUGAAAAUGUUGAUAUGCCACGACUGCAUGAUGCAAUGGGCACACGUUCUUUGAUGAUACAGACUUUUUCUCGAUGUGUGUUAUGCUGUGCAGAAGAAGUAGAUCUUGAUGAGCUACUUUCUACACGGUUGGUUUCAUUUCUAAUGGACCAUCAACAAGAAGUAUUUAAAGUACCAACUUACCUGCAGGUUGCAGUGCAAGAUCACAUAGAAUAUAUGAAGAUGGCCCAGUGCAAAUAUCCAAGGGAAGAAAUUUGUGCUAUAUUGCCCACAUAUUCAUACUGUAAACAAAUAACUCCUCAGGAGUUUGAAGAACAAAAGGUGUCUACCUCUCAAGCUGCAGUGGCAGAACUCUUGGAGAACAUUAUCAAAGAUAAGAACUUGUCUCUAAAAGACAAAAAGAAGAAGUUAAAACAGUUUCAGAAGGAAUAUCCCCUGAUCUACAGGAACAGAUUUCCAACUACAGAAAAUGAGGCAAUGCUAUUUGAGAGCAAACCUACCAUCAAACAACCAAUGCUUAGCCUAAGAAAACCAAAAUUUCGUAGCCUAAGAUACUAAUUUAACCACAUUUCAGCCACAUAUUUAUUUAACGGUUGAAUGAAUGGUUUACCAAAGAGCAAUGGCUAUGGAAAUUUGAUGGUGGUUGUGUGUGGAAGGAAUUGAAGGAAUAAAUGUUUACAUGGACGCUAUGUUGAAAGGUGCCAAAAUAACACUUUUCUGGAGAUAACUUUUUAAAUGACUACAGAGAGAAAUAUUUAUAUGUUUACAAAUUAUUCAAUAUAUUGUUCUUCAGUAAAAUAAAUGUGAAAAUAAGCUUGAAGCUAUUAGUAACCAAAAAUUUAUAUAUGGUUUUCAUAUGGAAAACUAAUGGUAUGCAUAUAGCAGUAACUUUUUAAAUGUUUUUUCUGGAAUUUAUGUCAUAUAAUUAUAGUUUGGGCAGUUUUUUAAUUGUCCGUAUGUCCUUGAUAAGUGCCUUCCCUGAGUUCUCAAAAUACUUGUCUUCAAAGAAAACAAUGUUCUUUGAGGUUGGAACUAAUUAAAAAGUUGGCUCUGUUGUUUCCAAGGGAGCCAGAAAUCACCGUAUAUACAUGAUUGUCUGACUCUAUAAAACAUUUAUGUUCAUCUCAUCUGUAAAGCUGACUCUUAAAUAUUUGUAUAUUUAUUCCUAUUAAGCGUUUGGCAUAUUUCUGACCUUGUAUGGAAAACUGAUUUCAGAUCUGUUGAUAUGCUUCUUGAACCACAUAAGGUAGGGGAUAGAUGAUAUGCGAAGUGACAAUGAACAGAAUCAGAAUAGAUUGAACUUCAGUGUUUUGUUUCUAGAGUUAGCCGUUCGCUUAUUAAUUUCGAUGGGACCAGGACUGCCUCACAAGAAUGUGAAUCUGGAUGAGUACUUCUCUGAGAGGACAGUUCAGAACAAGUGCUUUCACGGUUGAGGUCUCAGUUUAAUAUUUAGUCAAGUGUGCUUCAGGCAACAAAUUAAAAAGUCACAAUUGGUGAAUGAUGUUGAAGUGUUCAGUGGUGAGCUUGAGAAAUGGAUGCUUUUCUUCCCCCAAAUUUCAAUCGUUCCAAAAUGAAGCCUGAAAUCCCUCCGUUUUCCCAAGUUGUUCUAUUUUAAUUUUUGCCGCCUUUGCCUAUUUUCUUUACGUUAGACUCUAAGACGGAAGAAUUUGCGCAACUGGCAGCAUGGGGGUAAAACCUGGGCAGUUAACAGGAAAAGGAUUUGCAUUAAAUUUUCUUUAGAAUUCCUGCAACAUAGUUGAAACAGUGCAGUAUAGCAAAAAGUUCCAUGAACCUUUUAAGGAUUCAAUGGAACAUUCUUUACAUUAAAAGUCUUGUCACUUUGGAAAGAUGUAAUCUGUAACUAUUGUCAGCUAACAUACCCAAAAUGAACUCCAGCAUGAGAUCUACAGAUACUGCUGCUUCUAACCUGGAAAAAUGAUUAUUAUGUGCUGGAAUAAUGUCAAAUUGUGUGGAUUUUAAGGUUUUUAUAGAAAAUGUCCUGCAGUUAGGAUGACUAAUGGAUCUGUUUCUCAGUCCAAUCACAACUCUCUCAUCGCGUUAUCAUCUGAGUCCAAUGAGAAUGUGACGACAUAGGGUUAAAAACAGUGCUGGCAAUGGUGUAGCUCUGUCUGUGGGCAGUUAGAGAGUAGGAGAGGUUAGCUGAUAAGUAAUCCAGCUGAGUUGACUAAAUUAAUUUGUUAUAGUGCAGCUAAAGAUUCUUGGAGGGAAUGGGGCCAUCAUGUGAAAUACAAUUUCUAUAGAUGCUGUUGUUUAUAUCCAGUAGUUUGGUAUAUUCCAAUCCUGUGCCAAAAUUACUGCUUAAUAGUAAGGUACAGCAAACAUGUCUGUUGUGUAAAUGUUGGUUGUGCUCGGUUUUCUUUCAUCCAUACAGAUGCAAUUCAUUGUCUUGAAUGUUAGCUCUUUGCAUGUUGCUGUACUUGAGGCUUUCAUAUUUGUCUGUUCACUUGAUUUUUCAGGCAGAUGGAUUUUUUUGCUAUAAAUGGACCCCAAAAGUUUUAGCCUAAAGCGGUGUUCGCUAAUGCUGUUUUUCCCUACACAGCUCCAGUUUUGUGGAUUUCUUAUUCUUAAUCGUGUGUGAAGAAAGUGAUGUAAAAUAUCGAGUUAGUCUUAGGUUAGCUUUAUGGGGGAUUUCUGUGCAGAAAUUCAUUUCCAGGUAACCAGAGUAUAUCUGUCAGGAUAUAUAUUUUGCAAUACAUAAUUUUGUUCUUUUUUAUAUGAGAAGGCGGCUUUCUAAAUGAGACACCAAGAUAAGCCCAGUUUCAGCCAAUAUUCAUAAUAAAUGCUUUAACGACCUGUAGAUAUCAUUGCGCUAACAUAGUAGGGACAAAUUUUCAUCUGAUAGUCACCUACCAUAAUGCCUAUAGUCAACUACUUUUACAAAUCUGGUACCUACUCUAAUUAUUUGCAUCUUGUUAAGCAUUGCAUAAAUGCUAUAUUUAUUUAUGUGUUCCAGUUAAGCAACUUAUUAGGUUAGCAGCUCACAUUUCUCAGGAUUUAGCUUUCAAAGGACUGUUCUCAUUAAUCAGAGUUCUUGACCCAUGUUAUUUAAUAUGGCUUUCUAAGGUCUUAACAGAAACUUAAUAAAAACUUGAAUAACUAGACCAUUUGACUAGCAGUGGAACAAUUAAAACAUUCCAAAUAAAUGACAGGUACAAAUUUCAUUUUAAUCUUAAACUUUCUUUUGAGCCGUCAUUUUUCUCCUCAGUGUGAAUGUCUACUUCAAACUUUAUAAACUUUAAGUAUUGAAAAAAAUGAAACUCUUUAUGGGGUGUUGUUCAUCAGAUGUGAAUUCCUGGUUAUUUGUAAUCUACCAGUUGUGUACAACAUGGUAAUAAACUAUCCGUUCUUUGAAGCAUA